Messenger RNA from Staurois parvus, 279 nucleotides. The record is from the annotation of a GenBank genome assembly. Lineage: Eukaryota; Metazoa; Chordata; Amphibia; Anura; Ranidae.
UCCCUGUGCUGUCUGCAGUCUUUGGUCAUCCCUGUGCUGUCCGCAGUCUCUGGCCAUCUCCUCUACUAUGUCUGCAGUCCAUUAGUUCAGAAUUUUUUUUUCCUGUUUUCUGCCUCUAAAACCUAGGUUGGAUAAAUGGCUCUAUAUUUAGGAUGUAUCCGGUCUAUAAACCAGAGGCUCUGGAUGGACAGUUGGAUAAAUGGUUCUAUAUUUAGGAUGUAUCUGGUCCAUAAACCAGAGGCUCUGGAUGGACAGUUGGAUAAAUGGUUCUAUAUUUAG